This is a messenger RNA of Ylistrum balloti, 6083 nucleotides long. Its product is annotated as protein kintoun-like. Gene Ontology annotation, biological process: axonemal dynein complex assembly. Bases 1 to 2991 code for a protein of 996 amino acids. The transcript is spliced from 3 exons. The record is from RefSeq and is a predicted model, not a curated record. NCBI's taxonomy places the organism in Eukaryota, Metazoa, Mollusca, Bivalvia, Pectinida, Pectinidae. Gene Ontology annotation, cellular component: cytoplasm.
AUGGCGUCUCGUUCGAAAAAAUUCGAAGACUUAGACCUUUCAAAAGACGAAGUGAAGAAAUUAGGAGAAGCUUUGAAAAAUGAGGAAUUCCGAAAAUUAUUUGUUGAAUAUGCAGAGGAGAUUUCGGAUCCCGAAAACAGGAAACGAUAUGAAGAAGAGAUUAAACAACUCGAAAAUGAAAAAGGUAUGGACGUGCAGUUUAUCCAUCCAAUCCCCGGACACGUGCUUAAAACUAGCAUUGAUGGCGACAAAAAAGCGUUCAUUAACAUUUGUCAGUCUGAUAAAAUGCAAAAGCCGGUGUCGCAUCCAAAACUCGACAAAGACGGACGUCGUGGCAUUAACUGGCAAAUCCCACAUUCACAUGUUCCUCCGAGGGAGGAUGUUGACAAGUCGAAACAGAAAUGCCAGGUGUUUGAUGUUGUUUUUCACCCCGAUACCUAUCGCAUGGCUGAGAAUGACAGGUUUCGAAAGCUCGUCGAAGACACCGCAGUUGACGGCAUUGAGAACCAAUUUGGUGUGAAAGUGGACAGAUCCAAUCUUAAAAGAAUGAUAAACAUGAAAUACAAGGGUGUUAAAACACCAUCGAUCAUUCGAUCACGAACAGCCGAGGGCCCAAAAAUAGGAAAGGAUGAUAUCCUAAACAGCAUGCCGUAUCCGUAUAGUGAUGAGACCAGUCAAGAAAAAGCUGAAGCCAUGGCAAAUGAGGUAAAGAAGAAGAAGAAAAACUCCAAAACUGUUAAGUUUGACGAUUCCGAAGAGCCAAAAUACACAAUAAUUCAUCGAUCAGACAUGGAUUUGCAAGAAUAUAGAAAUUCUCCAGACUCUCGACCAAGUACUAGACCAAAAGAGCUGGUGAUAACAAUAUUCUUGCCUCUGUUGUCGUCUGCCGCACAAGUUGACCUUGAUGUGUUUGAGCAGAAGCUGGUACUGAAAUCGGAGGAGCCAGCAAAAUAUAAACUUGACUUGAAGUUGCCUUAUCAAGUUGAUGAUGACCAAGGGAGUGCAAAAUUUGAUAAAACAAAAAAAUGUCUUGUAGUUACACUGCCAGUUAUCGCUGACAAAGUACCCGAGAUGCCAUACCUCAAUGGAAACAGUGAAAUAAAUGGUGUAACUGAAGGAGUAGAUGAAUCAGAAGGAGUUGUUCCACCUCUUAUUCAGGAAAUUUCAAAUGACGAAACUGUCAACACAGAAAUGUCUACUGAAGUAAAUGCUGAUGAACCACCUCCAUUGGAGGAUUUGGAAGAAACAGAUAUUGAAACUCCCAAUUUGAUUGAAAAUGAGGCAUCACUGUCAUCUGUGGCACAAGCUAAAGUAAUCGACAUUCCAUAUUCAUUUCCCGAUUUUACAUUUACUCAGGAUCAAGGUGCUGUUUCCUUUAUCCUCGCUGUUAGAAAUGUUAAAGUCGAAAACAUAUCAAAAUCAUUCAGUUCCAAGAACACCAUGAAUCUCACUUUGGUAUCUAUAGGGGAUGGAGGGUUUCCCAUACAUUACAGAUUCUGUGUACAGUUCACAGAAAACCACACUAUUGUACCGGAACACUGCAGUGUUGAUAUCAACGAUAUUAACAUUGUCGUCCUGUUGUUAAAAGAGCGUUGCAGUAGAGGUAUCUGGGAUGGAUUCCAUGCUGGUUCGUCCAAAGAGGAUUUACAGGAGUUUCUGUUCAUGACGGAGUCCAACCUUCAGAGGGAGUUGGCAGAACUGGAAGCAGAAGCUGCACUCCAGAAACAAGACCAACAUGCAGCAAUGUUUGACUCACCAAUGAUCCAAGUCACAGACAUGACGCAGAAACGCCUCCAAAUAGACAUCAAGAAGUCUGGGUCUGUAGAGGAGGAGGUAGAAGAUGUUGAAGAUGUCCCUUCCUCGGCAGAGAUCCAAGUGGUUCACGAAAAGGAACCACCAAGUCUUCACAGCAUUCUCAAGAAUCGGUCCAUGUCCGAGUCGAGCGAGUGUGAUGGUUACGGCAGCAGCAACAGCAGUGGCAGCCCCACUAGUCCUCGUGACGAGCAUUUCCACCUCAGGAGGUCAGUUUCCUUCAACGAUCGUGUGGACAAAACAACCUUCAAGCCAGGUACUGCCGUCACAACAAUGACGUCAACGUUGAAAAAUAAAAGGAAACGUAACAGGAAACGUGAAGAAAAACGUCAGUCCAGACUACGUAACAACAGUGGAGGGUCGGAAGGAAGUAGUGGAGAUGAUUUGGAUCACCGAAGCAGCACUGGAGAGUCGCAUAGUGAGAAUGAAGAGGGUGACGAAUCUAUAGCUCAGCCCAUCGUUGAAAACCAGGAGUCCAAAAAAUCUAACGUAACUUCCGCCAAUGAAAAUAAAGUUCUAGAAAAAUCCUUGUCUCCACAAAUUAGUACAAGGCUGGAGGAAAAAUCAAACAGAGAAGCACAGUUUGUCCAAAACAUCAAGGAAAAAUUGUCAAAGGUGGAUAAGAUGGGUGUGAAGGUGGAAGACAGUGAUGAUGACGGGGAGGAAAAUCAGACUGAUUCAAGGACUAACACAAAGCAGCAAAAAAUUGCAGAUGUGAUACAAAGUGAGGGAAGUAAUGAUAAUCAUGAGCGGACUAAAGGUGUAGGUAACAAGGAAAUUCAGAAUGUUUGUGUUCAGAAAGCAGAUUUGAGUGAGAGUGUGGAUAACAAGCAACAUCAGGCAGCAAAUGAUGGGGGACCAACACAACAAGCAGCUACUACUAGUCUUAGGGGCCGGGAGGAUGUGUCCAUUUCCUCUGGUGAAGUGAUAACACGGGCAGGGGUCAAGGACCUCCUUGGGACGGAUCAAUCUGUGAUAAAAGUAACAGGAGAGGAGAGGGGCAGCGGAGAUGACUCUGGUGUGGAAAGUAACACAGAGGGAGGUGGCGAGUCUAGUCCAGCCAACGACAAUCAGGUGGAAACGAUGCUUAGCUGGAAGGAUCAGCCAGAUAGUGAACAUGCCACUAAGUGCUCCUUUGAGUUCUCAAAUGCGGUUAUGUUUGAUCUGGAUGUGGACUAAAUGAUUUUAUACUUUUUAUGGCUUCAAUUUUGUGCAGUGUUAUUUCACAACAGGAGGGGAUACAGUAAUACACAGAACCUGUUAGCUAAAGGACAUAUAUAGGGAUCAGCUCUGUUGUUUGUAAACCUUUGUAAAUUAGGUAUGUGAUGCCAGGUUUCAAAUCUUUGUUUACAAGUUGUAUAUUGAUGUUGGAUAUUUGAAGUCAAUUAUAUGUUUGAAAAAAAGAUUUACGAAGGAAAAUCAACAGGUCUACAAUAUAUGAUAAAAGUGUAAGAAGAAAUUCAAUACUGAAUAUACAUUUACAAAUUUGCAUAUGUCUAGCUCUUUCUGUUACUCUUAGCCUGGACUUCUGCUUUCAGUUUGAUGUAUACAAAACAGCACUAUACAUUAACUUCAAAAUCAUUCAAAUACCAAAACUGAAUCAUGAAAUUUCAGAAACGCUUCGAGACGCAGAUGUGUACAUUGAUUUUUUCAGUCAGUCUAGGGCUGUGAGAACACUUGUAUAAAUAUUAAAAGGGAACCGUACCAUUUCUGUUACUAGUGCAUGUUAAUAAUUUUAAAACUAUGGUACUAUUGGUAUGCUUGUACUUGUAAGAUAAAAUUUCGUAAAUUUGAUCUCAUACUCAUUAUACACAUCAUGUACGGCAGCACCAGGUUUGUAGGUUGAUUUUUUGUAGAUGAAACGUGUCAUAUUUAUACAAGACUUAAUCAACCUGGGUUUUUUCAUCUUUUCAAAGAAUUCAUAUUUCUUGGUUAUCAGUUUUAGUCAUAUUAAGGAGAUGUUAGAAGUAUGAUGUGAAUUUGUUAUCUAUCCUAGCUUUUUAAAAGCAAGUAAUCAACAAACUUACAAUCAGUUAUAUUUAGUAAUUUUUUAUAAGCAUUUGUUAUUCAGAAGUCACACAUUUUUUGAUAAAAUCUUGAAUCCUGAAGAUAUAUAGUUAUGUUUCAAAAGGCAUUGUUAAAUUUUUUUAUCAUUGUGAUGACCUUUCUGAAUUGAAAUCUGAUGGUUCCAGGAAAGUUUCUCUAGUGGUAAGAAGAUGUUCCUUUGUUCAACAGUAGGAAGCAUGCUACAUGAUGUACCUGUAGGUUGUACCUGAUGUGAUACUAUGUAUAAAGUUUAUAGUGUUCUCUAUCCUAACACCUUUGUCAUUGAUAGAAAGAUGGAAGAGUCUAUUGAGAAACCACAAAUCAAUGAACUGUGAAAUAGUGAGGUUGCCUGUAUUCCAAGACCAAGUGACAACUUUUAUCAUUGUCUUGAAAUAAUUUAAUCUUAAUUUCACUUUCAUUUCAAAAGAGAAAAACUCUACAAAAUGUUCAAAUAUUUCAGCCUAUUUGUGUUUGUCAUGCUGAGAAAAUUUGUGAAUAUCCUUAUGUUGAAUCUUGACUCUAUAAUAUACAGAAUACAGUGCAAAAAGGUUAUCUUGAGAAUAACAUCUCUGGGAUGGGCACAAAUGUAAUGUUAUUUUUUUUAUUCACUUUUACUGGUCUCUUUGUCAACAAGAGAAAUUGUACUGAAAGAAGAAUUUGACAUAGAAAUAGCUUGAUCGAUACAGAGAAGUCGUAAUAAAAUAUUGUAGUUAACUUUGUUAAAAUUAUCAGCAGCAAGUGACACAAAUAUUCCAUAAUGAAAGUAUAGUUCAUGAAAAGUAUAUUUUGUGCUGUGUCUUUCGUCAUUAACUGUCACAAAAAUGUUAUGAAAUGGGACAUGUUUACCUGAUAUACUUACCAGAAAUAUUUAACUGGAUUUGUUGGUGAAAUAUGUCAGAAAUGUUGCUUCUAACAUGUUCUUGACUUUCUAUUUUAAUCAUUUAUACAGGAAUGUGUAUUUGUCAGAGGUUAUCUGAUGUUGUUAAGGAUUCACAUAUUUUCUGCUUUUGGUCAGAAAAUUGUUGAACUGUAGAGUUUUCUAUAAAAGAAAACAUACAGAAUGUCCAUGAAAUUGUACAAACAAAAAAAUGUUCAGUUAAGUACAAAGUAAGAAGUCACUUUAUAAGAAACUAUUAUCUAUAGGAUAUUUUUAGCCAAAUGUCAACUGAUGGUAGGCUAUCCAAACUGGUCCAUUGUUUGUCCUUCCGUCCAAUUUCUUGAGAAGUACUGGACAGAUCUUUCUAAAAUAAGAUAUGUAAGUUCCCUUUUGUCGCUAGUACUUUUUAUUGUGAGACUGAUAAGGGAAACCAAAUGACUGACAAGCGACCAUCUUGGAUUUUGACUAUAAAGGUUUGUUAUCACUAUAUCAUGAGAACUAGUGGAUGUGAUCUUUAAAUUUCAUCUUUAAACUUCAUACGUAGGUUCUCCUUGGUCCCUAGUUGUGUCCUGAUUUUUCAGAAAAAGAAACCCAGACAUAUGACCAUCUAAGGAUGUAAAGAUUGAUAUGGCAAUGUUUUUGAAAGAAUUUUUAAAAUUUUGUACAAUUAGGAGAAAAUACAGAGGGAAAAACAAGUAAAAAUCAAUUAAUGGUGAGCUCCAAGGCCCCUAUUAGAUUUCUUGUUGUAAUAUUACAUGUCAUGUUGCAUUGAUAAUUUCACUCUGAAAUGAAGAUUAAUAUCAACUUGCAGUAGGAUAUUGUCAUCAAACAAGUAAUGAACAAUUAUUUACAUAUAAACAUGUAUAUGAUGUUGAACCAGACAACAGAGAUCUAUUAUACUUUAUAUGAUUUACUCCUGUCAACAAUUUCUGAUAUAACAGCACCAUGCAGUAUCAGGGAAAAUAGGUUUUAAGUAACCUUAAACAUGUGUAUGAUGCAAAGUUACUGUUCCAACCAAUAUAUUGGUGAUCUGUUGGGAAGAAAUUUGACUGUUGGGAAUACAAAAUAAGUUUUUUAAACUGGUGGGUUUUCUUUUUUUUUUUUGUAAAAAUCUUGCAAACUGCACAAAUUAUUCUGUCUGGGUAGGUGGCAGUGAAAAAUGUAUCCUGUAUAUCGUACAUGGCAUUUUGAUACAAUAUUAAAUAUUUUUGUUGGCUUUUUAAAAAAUUUGUCAACAUUUUCCAAUAAGAUUAAAAAUUUGUUAUUAUUUUCAUACAGCGAUCUGUUAAACACUGUAAAAGCUAUUUUUGAAACUGUUAGUGACUUGGAAAAUAAAACUUGAACUUCA